UGAAAUUUCACUAUCCCGCUGCGAACUCUCCAAUGUCUAAGCGUUUGGCCAAUCUCUUCGCCUCUCCCUCGAAAGAGGAACUUAACGCGUGCUGGGAGCUCUGCCGGUUGAACAACAAUAUGGGUUGUUGGACAACAUGGAUACCCACGGCUUGGGCUCUGGCAAUGGUCUAUCAUGCCCAACCUCAGAUACCCGGAGCUCUGGCAUUGAUGUGGGCAGCGAAAUACUUCGUGUUAUGUUCUGGUAUCAAAUCGUUGAUAAUGACGAUCGACGACAUCCUGGAUCAUGACAUUGAUGUUAUGGUUGUCCGCACGAAAAAUCGUGCCAUCCCAAGAGGCGCAAUUUCCCUGGACCGUGCCUGGCUAUUCUUUGGUCUGCAGGUGGUACUCGGUGUUUGUCUUGCUCAAGCCCUCUUGGACCCUGUCUCACGUCGUUUCGCUGCCGCUGCUGCGCCGUUGUUCGUAAUUUAUCCCACCUGCAAGCGAUGGAUGUAUUUUGCUCCUGUCACCCUGGGUCUCAUGUUCACCGUUGGCGUCUUCAUGGGUUGGAGUACUUUGAGCCUCACCAAGCAGCUACCAUACGAAAUCCUUAUCCCUGUCUACAUUGGAGGAUGUUGCUGGGUUUGGACUUACGAAACGAUCUAUCAGCAUAUGGACAAGGUUGACGAUGUCAAGAUCGGAAUUCGUUCUUCAGCUUUGCUGUGCGGUCGCUAUACGAUUCCCGUAUGCUCAACGACCGCGAUUGCAUUCUUCGGUCUGUUGACAUAUGGAGGGUAUCUCAACGGCCAUAGUUAUCCCUUCUUCGCUGGAGUUUUGUUAGCCGCGGCGCUGCUCAUGUCGAAACUUCUACGCACCGAUAUUGAGUGCCCUGCAGACUGCAGGGACUUUUUCCUGCAAACACCCCUGAUAGGGCAGAUCAUCGUCGGAGGGUUCGCGGCGGAUGCUGUGAUAGCGCGAAUCUCGAAUGGCAUAGCUCUUUGAGCAUGCUACAAGUGAACCAUUUAGGCCGUUGAAUUCCACCAUUCGUCGAUCUCAGUAAUGGUGUGUCACACUCGUCUCUGUUGUUGUUGUAAAUCCCCUGUACGAAGUCUGGCACUAGUCCUGUACACGACCUGUACGAUCCAUGCUUUCCCUGUGUAGUUACGUAGUUGUUGUAUCUUGUGAUGAACCGUUACGA
Molecule: messenger RNA, 1176 nt
Organism: Lentinula edodes (shiitake mushroom)
Lineage: Eukaryota; Fungi; Basidiomycota; Agaricomycetes; Agaricales; Omphalotaceae
Product: UbiA prenyltransferase
Exons: 8
Coding region: 33-980 (315 amino acids)
Biological process (GO): ubiquinone biosynthetic process
Cellular component (GO): membrane
Molecular function (GO): transferase activity, transferring alkyl or aryl (other than methyl) groups
Source: RefSeq, a predicted model, not a curated record